GGACGGACGAGUCCCACAUAGUGGGGGGAAAACUUCAGGAUGGCUGAGAUAUGGCAGCUCAGCCCGGAUUCCAGCUCUCCCAGGCCGAGGAAGGCGACUACCACAGCGCGACUGAGAUGCAGCAAGCUCUGACAGACUUUUGGCGGCCUCUUCACAUUUUGAAAGGGCGGAAGAGUCCUACCUGGCGGGUCGAAACGUCGGAUGUUAAAGAUACGGCAGGUUUGGGGCGAAAAUGCGAUCAGCCCGGUUUCCAGCUCUCCUGUGCCGAGGAAGGUGACUACCACAUCGCGACCGAGGUGCAGCAAGCUGCGACAGAGCGUUGGAGCCAGCAAGCCGAGCAUUCCCGACACAUACGGCAGUUCUUCGCGGCAUCGACACUAGACGACAGCCGUCACGGAGCGCACGGCUUUGGUUUUUUCAGGGAGGCGUGCACGUAUUUGGUGACAUCGAUUUGAGGCGGGAUUCCCCUCAGAUAUUUUGUCUUUAUGUCUGUUGUUGCUGUUUUGAAGUGUUUGGUUCCCUCUAAUUAGGGAUAUUUUCUUUUACCGUUGUUGUUUGUAAAGUUGUGCUUGUGUUGACACAGUGACGGCGACACAGACCUGGACUAUUAAGGAAUGCAGUCGUCUAAGGAA
Branchiostoma floridae (Florida lancelet) is the source of this 632-nucleotide messenger RNA. RefSeq lists its product as uncharacterized. The record is from RefSeq and is a predicted model, not a curated record. The transcript has 3 exons. The coding region runs from base 51 to 455 and encodes 134 amino acids. NCBI's taxonomy places the organism in Eukaryota, Metazoa, Chordata, Leptocardii, Amphioxiformes, Branchiostomatidae.